Molecule: messenger RNA, 4828 nt
Organism: Chara braunii
Lineage: Eukaryota; Viridiplantae; Streptophyta; Charophyceae; Charales; Characeae
Source: the annotation of a GenBank genome assembly
GCGACAGCUUCCAGAAAAACUUGCAGCCUCGUUCGCCACACGGAUGAACGCAUUGUUCGCCGAUAACGAGGGAGAGCCGCCCAGCAAAGGGCGCCAACUAUACAGAGCUGUGAGGGUGUCAUGGGCCUUGGAGGAAGGAUUUCUGCAUGCCCAAGGGGUCAAACGAGAGGAUGAAUUGUGGGAUAGGCAUCGGUAAUGCGCAGAGAGGACGUGGGGCAUCAGCAUUUCACUUGUUCAAUGGGCCUGCUGUGGAGGGUCCCUGCCAUGAUGCAUACGGGGCGCGAAAGCUAUGUGACCACUGUGAUGCAGUACGGAGGCAGAAUGGCUGUAGACAACGUUUGCUGGAUGAUCCUCUGGCGUCAAACGCCGCAGCAGAUGUCAGAAGCAGUGGUCAGACAUCUGCAGCCGUUGAAGUGAUUGCGGGUCAUCUAAACAGUCCUGGAAAGCGGAAGAGGAACAGAAUAAGAGUGACAUCAGCCGAAGAAGUGGCGAGGGCCGUUGCUGCUGCCAGAGAUGGAGAUGGAGGAUGUUCCGUGGCCACAUGUGGGCAGACACAAAGGGUAUUGCAAGGUCCGCUGCGGUUGGCGCAAUGCUGGAGAAAGGAGGAUGAGCUGGACACCUGUAUGUUCCAAGAUGGCCGGUUAUGGCAUGAUGCCCAAGGGUGCGGCGGCAUUGCUGCAAGAGACAUUGGUGCAAGCGAGAGGUCCUGCAAUACCCUCGCAGGUGAUGUGUCAACGGCGGACACGAUGGCGAGGCUGACAUUGAAUGCUGCUGGUGGUGGUGGGCAGGCAAAGCGGAUGAGGGUAGGAAACUGUCCCCCCACCUCCUCCGUUGCUGUGUCAAGAUUGCAAGAGGUCAACGCUAGCCAUCUCGGCACAGUUCAGUGGGGCUGCAGCCCAAUUAAUGGAGGGUUGAUGGAAAGUAUGGUGGGAAGCAAGACGGCGGGAGACUCGCGGAGCUACUGGCCGCAGCAGUUGCAUGGCUGUAAUACGACGGUGCAAGCGGGGUUGUUCACAAAGAAGCGGACGCCUCUCCAUGUACUGGAUGAGGACUGGGGAAGUUUGAAUGAGGGACGGGGUGCGGAACGAGUUCAAGUGCAGUUCUUAUCUGAGAGGAGUGGAGGGAUGACAAUGCCGGAGUGUCUGAAGCAGGAAGGUGCAAGUGCACACGCCCAGGUUCUGCCGUCGUCCAUGCCACAUGAAGAAGCGAAUUGGCAGAGAGGACCAUGGGAGCAGCCUCAGGGGCUGUCGAUGUCUCGUGGAGGCGAAGUGGCAUUUGCAGUGCUUGAGGGCUUGAAUCAGGGGGGAAGGGUUCAAGGUGGGUCGUCCAGGGCAGAUGCAGUGUUGACGUCAUCACAGCAUCACCAGACUUCGCCAGUAUCAGUGGACCAUGCGCAGGUGCGAUCAUGGUUCGUUGAGGAUGAAAGAGCAACGGGGGGGCAAGAAGAGCACCUGAAUCGGCAUGGAUGUGUGGAAGGAGGAGUUGAGAUGUGUCCAUCACCGAAAGUAACUAGAGAGAUGAUGACAUCAGGGCAGUCUACGAAUCAGCAGCAAUCGGAGGAGCCAUUUCAGGUAGUAUACUCGAUGCCCGACGCAGAAGAUGUGGUCUUGUUACAGCAGCACAGCGACUUCCUGUCAGAUCAUUUAUGUCUGACCUCCUCUGCGGGUCUCCACCCUAGUUGGCUGAACGGCGGGGCUAUGGAGAAAGAAAUUGAGGGUGGCGACAUGUCUGUGGUUAUUUAUAACAAGCUAUGGGGCCAAUGUGAGGGGCGCUUUUCGGCAAAGGAAGAAAUGACUGCUGCUGACUUGUGUUCCAUGUCCGCAACUGAGACCCAUCAGGUCAAUUCUGGCUUGUCCCGAAGGUCCCCUCGAUCUUCAUCUCAGAGUGGAUCCAACGAUGGAAGGAUGAAGAAAGAACCACGGAUAUGUGAGGAAGCAGCAACUGCUGCAUAUGAACAUGAUGGCUGGAGGAAUAACCAUGCGCGCCCAGGGUCAAAAUAUAAUCCUGUUAUUAUUGACGAUGACGACUGCGAGCCCUGUAAUUACAACAAGCAGCCUGCUUGUGCGAGAGUGGGAGACCCUCAGGAGGAUGCCGGUAGAGAGAGCUCCCAGGGUGAGCUAUCAGCUGUGACAACCAAGGUGGGAUUGGGAUUAACUUCGCGACCCCUGCACUCUGAGCCUUGUUCUUCCCCUCCUCGGGUAUCGGAGAACCUGGCGUCAAGGGUGCUGAACGCCGACUUCAAGGAGCUGGGCUGGAGAGGUGACCUGAAGCAGGAACGGAUAUCAUCAUUGAGUCCGCAAGCAAAAAUCAGAUGUCGGUAUGCAAAUUUUGUGGAUUUGACACAAGAAGAAUCUGAUUCACAAGCACACCAAAACCCUUCCCCAUCGCUGCUUCCGUGCGCUUCCUCUCCUUUGUCGCCUUCUGCUGCUGGAAGCCAACAGUUGAAGAGGUCGGGUGUCAAUUACACAGGGGUAUGGUCAGCCUCUGCUCCCUCUCCGAUUUGCCCUGAUGCUGCUGCUGCUGAGAGUGAAGGCUUGAACAGGUUGGAUCUCAGCGGUGCAGGAUUACGGUCAACCACUUCUCCCACUUGUUUCGGCCCUGAUGGCGCUGAGAGUCAAGUGUUAAAGAGGUCAGAUGUCGCAGAGCGAGGAGGUGUACAACCACUCUCUGCUGCAUCUCCUGUUUACCGUGAUGCUGAGGAGAGUCAAGGAUUGAGUUGGUUAGACGUGAGUGAGGCUGGAAUAUUGUCACCCUCCACUCCUUCUCCUCUUCCCCCUGAUCCUGAUGGGAGUCAUUGCUUGAACCGGUUACAAGUCAGCAAGGCAGGAUUACGAUCACCCUCUUCUCCCUCUCCUUUUCACUCUCAUGGUGCUGAGAGUCAAGGGUUGAAGAGUUUUGAUGCGAGGGAGCCAGGAGGAGUACGGCCGCUCUCUUCUGCUCCCUCUCCUAUCUGCCCUGCUGUUCUGGAGAGUCAGGGAUUGGAUAGGUUAGAUGUCAGUGAGGCAGGUUUACCGUCGUCACCCGCGACUCCCUCUAGGUUUCCUCUUGAUGCUGCUGAGAGUGCUGCUGAGUGUCAAGGGUUGCAAAAGCCAGAUGGUAGUGAGCCAAGUGUGAAGUCUUCCCCUUUGCCCUCUUCCUUUCCUCCCGAUACUGUGGACAGCCAAGGGUUCAGCAGGCCAAGAGUGAAGUCCUCCCCUAAUCCUGCUCCUCUUCCCUCUGAUGCUGCUGAGGUCAAAGGGUUGAAGAGGUUGGAUGUCACUGCUGAGUUAAGAGUGAAGUCUUCCCCUGCUUCCUUUCCUUUUCAUCCUGAUGCUGUCGAGAGCACAGGGGUGAAGAGAUCAGAGGUCUGCGAGUCGCAAGUGCAAUCGUCCCCUGCUUGCUCUCCGUGUUGUCGUGAUGCCAGUGAAACCCCCAUGUUGAAGAGGUCGGAUACUAGUGAGUCGUCAGUGCUCUUCCCCCUUACUCCCACUCUUUUCCGUUCUGAUCCUGAUGACAGCCUGGUGUUGAAAAGGGUGGACACCAGAGAUGCAAACAUAGCGUCGCAGUUGGAGUGCAAAGGAGAACCAGCAUUUUCAAAGGCAGUCAAUUCUGAAUGCAAUGUCGAGGAUGGGAACGAGGCUGGGAAUGUCGAUCCAACAUCGUGCUCGGAUUCACCGUCGGCGAAGAAGCCAGCAGCAUCUCUUGUGAGCAAGCCAUCACUGAGCAACAUGGGUGAAGAGGCAAAGAAUGACUGGUCAGCAUCCUCUGCUUCUGCAAGAGGGAAACCGGCUAUGGAAGACCGCUUUGCAGAGAAGGAGCGGGCCCACAAAGCUGCUGACAGGAUUGCUCGCCUGGGGCAGCAACGCUACAGCGGUGCCCUGCAAUCGUUGUUUGCAGAGUUCGAGCAGCUAACUUCCACACCUGGCUUGGUCAUGUCUGCAGGUGACCUACUAACAAACUUCUGCAGGGCAGCCCCUGAGAAGUUUUUUGUUGCUUUGUACAGCGUUGGGCACAAGGAUUGGAUAUCCUUUGGCCGUGCAGCCCUGGACAUGAAGGCAAAACUUCAUGUUCAGGCCCCCUCUGACAGGAGGAAAGGUGCCUUCCCUCGUGGUGGUAGAAAGGGAAAGGCAACCUUUGCACAUGCACGGUCUGCAUCAGCUUCUGAUUCAGACUCCCAGGCUGAUACACCAUCGGCUGGGAUUGGAUCAGCUGCUGAGACAGAUGUUGCAGCGGCCCUGACGCAGGCUGUUCUGGGAGUUCUGCAGCAGCAGAAGAGAUUCUCUCCCACCACAGCCUCAGCCAGUCCCAAGGGGAAGGACAAGGGACACGCUCCUCCUGUUUCCCGUCCUCCUGAGAUACAACAAGCUGUAGACCAGUAUGCUGAUCUGAUGAAGGAGCCCUUUGGGUUACGCAAUCGGCCAACCAAGCAUCACAUUGAGCUACUGCCUGGAGCGGUCCCUCCUAGGGGCCGCAUCUACAGGAUGUCCCCUGCUGAGCUUGAGGAGCUGAGAAAGCAGUUUGAGACCUUAACCAACAAAGGCUGGAUACGGCCGAGCACUUAUGAAUUUGGGGCACCAGUCCUGUUCGUCCCGAAAGGGAAUGGAGAAUUCAAAAUGUGCAUCAACUACAGGGGUCUCAACAAGAUUGCUAGGAGUACAGAGCCACUUCCUAGGAUCGAUGACCUUCUGGAUAUGGUGCAGGGCUGCACAAUGUUCAACAAAGUCGACCUCAAAUUUGGCUACCACCAGAUUGAGAUGGCAGAGGAGGAUGUCUAUAAGACAACCUUCAAGACCAGUUAUGGUACUUAGGAGUUCCUGGUCAUGCCAUUUGGACUAUGCAACGCCCCAGG